AGGAUGGCUCAGGAUCGCGCCACUCCAGCGAGCACCGUUUCCCUGGAAGAAUUAAGUAGCUGGCCGGAGGAGCUAUGUCGCCGGGAGCUAUCGUCCAUCCUACCCCGGCUCCUCUCUAUGUAUCAGCAUUCUGGCAGUUGGACGGAGCAUAUUCAACUUCUGAAAAUUAUUGUAGACAUGUUCCUACCUCACAUGAACCACCUGGCUUUGGAAAAGACUUUCUUUUCUCAAGUAUUACCAAAGACUGUGAAAUUAUUUGAUGACAUGAUGUGUGAAUUAACCAGUCAAGCAAAAGAACUGUCAAGCCAAAAUUUAGAAAUCCAGAGCACUCUAAGGAAUAUUUUACAAACAAUGGUGCAGGUCUUAGGAACCCUUACAGGAUGUGUUCAGCGUGUCUGUGCCACACAAGAGUCCAUUGUUCUAGAAAAUAUUCAUAGUCUCCCUUCUUCUGUCCUUCAUGUAAUCAAAAGUACAUUUGCACAUUGUAAGAAUAGUGAAUCUAUAUACUCGGGGCAGUUGCACCUGGUUUCAGACCUUCUCCAGGCUCUUUUCAAGAAAGCCUAUUCCCUUCAAAAGCAGCUAAUGGAACUGCUGGAUAUGGUUUGCAUGGACCCUUUAGUAAAUAAGAAUGAUGAUAUUUUGAAUAUGGUAAUAGUUAUUCAUUCAUUUCUGGAUAUCUGCUUGAUUAUUUCCAGUAUAGACAGUGCUUUCCAUGCCAAUACUUGGAAGUUUAUAAUUAAGCAGAGCCUUAAGCACCAGUCGCUUCUAAAAAACCAUUUGAAACACAAAGAUAUAAUUACGAGCUUGUGUGAAGAUAUUAUCUGCUCCUUCCAUUCUUGCUUACAGCUAGCUGAGCAGAUGGCACAGUCAGACAUACAGGAUAACAGUGACUACCGAUUAUUUCAGAAAACACUCAAAUUAUGUCGUUUCUUUGCCAACUCCCUUUUGCAUUACACUAAGGAAUUUCUUCCAUUCCUCUCUGAUUCUUGCUGUACAUUGCACCAGCUCUAUCUUCAGAUACACAGCAAGUUUCCUCCGAGUCUGUAUGCGACCAUGAUUUCUAAAGCACAGCAGGAGGAGAUCGCAGGAACUUUCCUGGUGACACUAGAUCCACUCAUCAGUCAGCUUCUCACGUUCCAGCCUUUUGUGCAAGUCAUUUUGGACAGGGAACUUGACCUGCCUUGUGAACUACAGUUCCCGCAAUGUCUACUUCUGGUUGUCAUCCUGGAUAAGCUACCUUCUAAGCCUGAGGAUGUGCAGAUGCUGUGGUGUGCAGAAAGCCGAGUCUCAGAAGAUAAAGCCAGGAUAUCUCUACUCAAAGCCCUUUUCUGCAGUUUUGAGCAGUGUUCUGCUGAACUCUCCCUCCCUGUUCGUUUACAGGGAGUAAACAAUAAAGGGCAAGCCCAGGUUGCUGUCACCUUGUAUCAGUACAUUUGUGUUCAUCUGUGUACCUUUAUUGCUUCUUCACACCCAUCAGUCUUUCCUGAAUUGGAUGCUGCACUAUUGAAUGCUGUGCUGAGUGCUAAAAUGAUCACCUCUUUGUUAGCUAUGGAUGCAUGGUGCUUCCUUGCCCGAUAUGGUACUGCCAAACUCUGUGCACACCAUGUAACCAUACUGGCUCAUUUAAUAAAAUCUUGCCCUGGAGAAUGUUAUCAGCUCACCAACCUGUCAAUACUAUUUCGGCGCCUCUUCUUCUUCAUGGCCCCACCCUACCAGGUGGAAUUUAUCCAGAAAUUUUCCCCUAAAGAAGCAGAAAACUUGUCUCUGUGGAAGUAUCUUUCCUUCCAGGCUUUACCUUCUGAUCUCAGGAAAGAAACUGCCAGUGAGGUCACCAGAGCAAGUAUUGCCCAGUGCAGGGAAUGGCUGAGAAGCAGUCGUACUGUGGGAGAACUUCAGUCGCUGAACACAGCACUCUCAGCUUUGCUUGCCGUGUGUAAUUCUGCUGGUGAAACUUUGGAUAUUGGACAACAAACUGCAAUUAUUGAAAUUGCGAGCCAGCUUUGGGCUCUUUUAAACAUUAAACAGGUAAUGAACCAACCUUAUGUUCAGCAAACAGUCAGCCUUUUAUUUCCACUAUUGGGUAUUUUCAUUCAAACUCUAGAUCCUCAAUUGAUAAAUCAGGUGGUAACUUUGCAGACCUCACUACUUAAAUUAGAGCCUCCCGACCAUGUCCGUUUGGCAAUGCUGGAUUUUGUAUCUUCACUAGGGAAACUCUUUAUACCUCACGCUUUCCAGGACAAAAUUCUGCCCAGCCUGUCUAGUGUAUUUGCCUUACUGCUAACUGAUGGGAAUUGGCUGCUAGAACAGCAUUCUUUGGAAGCAUUUACUCAGUUUGCUGAGGGAACAAAUCAUGAAGAUAUUGUUCCACAGUGCCUCAGUUCUGAAGAAACUAAGAACAAAGUUGUAUCUUUUCUGGAAAAGACUGGGCUUAUCGAUGAAAAUCAAACUGCCAAAAUAGAACGUUUGAAACAGGAGAGGCGCGUCUUCCAGGAGCCCUUUCCCGAAGUGACUACAGAAGAAGGGGCACUGGCAGCUCUACAGCCUUCUGUGAAAAGAGCCCGUCACGAGUUCCCAUUAGAAGAAGAGUACAGAACAGCACUACAAACAGCAACUGGGGCCUUGGAGGCAAUUGAGUCAUUACUCCAAAAGUCUCCUGCUCCAGACUGGCUGUUAAUGAAAAUAGAAAAGCUCCAGGAAAGGAUUGACACACUAAAACGCUGUUCACUCAAGGGUGAAACGUGA
Molecule: messenger RNA, 2742 nt
Organism: Elephantulus edwardii (Cape elephant shrew)
Lineage: Eukaryota; Metazoa; Chordata; Mammalia; Macroscelidea; Macroscelididae
Gene: FIRRM
Product: chromosome unknown open reading frame, human C1orf112
Exons: 24
Coding region: 4-2742 (912 amino acids)
Source: RefSeq, a predicted model, not a curated record